AUGGCCUCGACUUCACAAUCUGUCGUGUCCCUCCCGGUCGUACUUACGACGCGGACACAAUAUCCCCUUCCUAGUCAAAAAAUCAUGAUUCCUUCCACAUGGAAACGCUACCAGCUAUCUCAGCUAGUGAACAAGACUUUGUCGCUGCCAAGGGUUGUGCCAUUUGAUUUUUUGAUUCAUGGGGAGAUAUUGAAGGGCAGCUUAGGCGAGUGGUGUGCGGAGAAGGGAUUGGGGGUGGAACAAACUCUUGAAAUUGAGUAUAUCGAGUCGAUCAUGCCUCCCCAGCAAAUGUCCUCGAUCCCACACGAAGAUUGGGUGUCGUCGAUAUCAUGCCAGCUCCCAGGACAUUUUCUGACAGCUUCCUACGAUGGAAAUCUCCGUAUUUUCGACUACUCUCAAAAGCUGCUACAUAGCGCUGCCGUCCAUGCUGCCCCCAUCACCUCAUUCUGCCUCAUUCCCAGCGCAUCCCAAUCGCCUUCAGAGCGCCUCCUCGCAACAGCCUCACACGAUCUGACAGCUACUUUGACGCGUCUCACAACUCCAGAGGCCUCCAACCCGAGCACACAAGCUCUUGCAACCCUCCAUCUGCACACUGCGCCGCUGAUAUCGAUAUCAUCUCAUCAUGCUGGCACGCAGCUGCUUACUGCCUCUCAAGAUGGUUUUAUUGGCCUCUGGGAUAUAAUCGUACCAGAAAACGACGAAGUGCCGCUAGCACAGGUCGAGUCCGCAGAGCGGAAGAAGCGGAGACGGGUCGGCGAUGCUCAAAAACCGAAGCGCAAAGCACCACAGGCUGUACUCAAAUCACAUACAGCGCGUGUGUCAAAAGCCCUAUUCGCGUAUGAAGAGGGAAAAGCAGUAAGCAGUGGGUGGGACUCUACAAUUAAGGAAUGGGACCUCGAACUUGGGAUCUGUAUCCAUACAAUCACCGCUUCUGAAAAACCAUUUACGUCUCUUGCACUUCCAGCGCCGCAAUCGCAUCCCAAAACUGCAAUUGCAUCUUCAACAGACCGUACAACGACCCUCUUCGAUUUACGCAGCACCGCCUCCACGUCCUCCUCUCUCUCUUUUAUGCACCCGUCGACACCAUCUUGUCUAGCGUUCGCACCCUCCGCCGGCUCGCAACAGUUUGUGAGUGGGGCGUACGACGGCGUCGUCAGACUUUGGGAUCUGAGAAGCGCCGGGCGGGAAAUGGCAAGCUUCAAGGUCUGGGGCGGCACGAAGAAGGUUCUAGACGUAGAUUGGGUGGAGGAUGUUAUUGGCAUUGCUGGCGAAGGUGGCGUGGAGGUUUGGAGGGUGUCAGAAGAUGGUAGUGCAGCACAAUGA
Messenger RNA from Heterobasidion irregulare TC 32-1, 1323 nucleotides. RefSeq lists its product as uncharacterized. Gene Ontology annotation, cellular component: preribosome, large subunit precursor. The transcript has 4 exons. Gene Ontology annotation, molecular function: protein binding. The record is from RefSeq and is a predicted model, not a curated record. Bases 1 to 1323 code for a protein of 440 amino acids. Lineage: Eukaryota; Fungi; Basidiomycota; Agaricomycetes; Russulales; Bondarzewiaceae.